This is a messenger RNA of Penicillium malachiteum, 1035 nucleotides long. RefSeq names its product hydroxymethylbilane synthase. The record is from RefSeq and is a predicted model, not a curated record. Gene Ontology annotation, biological process: heme biosynthetic process. The coding region runs from base 1 to 1035 and encodes 344 amino acids. Gene Ontology annotation, cellular component: cytoplasm. NCBI's taxonomy places the organism in Eukaryota, Fungi, Ascomycota, Eurotiomycetes, Eurotiales, Aspergillaceae. The transcript is spliced from 2 exons. Gene Ontology annotation, molecular function: hydroxymethylbilane synthase activity.
AUGUCCACCACCUCUCCAAUUGCCGAGAGGAAACUCACAAUCGGCACUCGCAAUUCCAAAUUGGCACUAGUCCAAGCUGAGCGAGUCUCGAGCGCGUUAAACCACGCUCAUCCGCAUAUCAAGUUCCCAUGGCAAACUGUCUCUGUCAGCGGAGAUAUUGAUAAAACAUCUCCAUUCCUUAAAUUUGGAGGCCCAUCAGAUGCCGCGAAAAAUAUCUGGGCAGAAGAGAUGGAAACAAAAUUGAGCUCCGGUGAAUUGGACUUGCUAGUGCAUUGCUUGAAGGACAUGCCAACACGUCUACCCAGCGGCUGUGUGUUGGGUGCGAUCAUUCAUCGCGAAGAUCCCAGAGAUGCACUUAUCAUCAAAGCAAGUCUUCGAGAUCAGUAUACCGACCUAUCUCAGCUACCUGCCGGCUCGGUGGUUGGCACUAGUUCUACCCGUCGGAAGGCUCUGCUUAGAUACAAAUAUCCUCAUCUUAAGAUCCAAGAAUGUCGCGGAAAUAUUGAUACACGGCUACGAAAGCUCGAUGAGGGUGAAUUCUCAGCCAUCAUCCUCGCAACUGCUGGUCUGAAUCGAAUCAACAUGACGAGCCGCAUCUCAAAGCAUUUGCCUCCCUCAGAGUUCCCCUAUGCCAUCGGGCAAGGAGCUUUGGGAAUCGAGAUCCGUGAAGGAGACACUGAAACUCUGAAUAUUAUACAGCAAAUCGAGGAGCCAUUGACACGGUGGAUUUGCAUGGCAGAGCGGUCAUUACUACGCACUCUCCAGGGCGGGUGCUCAUCUCCGGUAGCAGUGAACUGCACGGUUGAGAAUGAAGAGAACCAAUCGCCCACUAAAAGUUGUUUGCGACUCGAAGGCACCAUCAUUCAUCCCCAUGGCACAAGUCAAGUUUCAGCGUUUGAAGUCGCAGAGGUGGCUAGUGAUGUUGAGGCAGAAGCACUUGGCGAAAAACUCGCGAAGCAACUGGAAGAGAAUGGCGGAAGGGCUCUUUUAAAUGAAAUCCGUCUUGUUCAAGAAGAGGAAAUGGACACCUCCUAG